Molecule: messenger RNA, 788 nt
Organism: Notothenia coriiceps (black rockcod)
Lineage: Eukaryota; Metazoa; Chordata; Actinopteri; Perciformes; Nototheniidae
Gene: odr4
Product: odr-4 GPCR localization factor homolog
Exons: 8
Biological process (GO): intracellular protein localization
Cellular component (GO): endomembrane system
Source: RefSeq, a predicted model, not a curated record
UACGUCAUUGCGCAAAGCAUAGUGGUGGUAACUAGAGGUUUUCUGCACUGCUUACGAAUCCUGACGAACCAUUGCCUGCUGUCAGAAUUAAUAGCAGUAUGGGUCGCAGUUAUAUCGUAGAAGAUGCUGUGGAGGGAUGUCUGUCUAAACUGUGUGAACAGAAAGCAGGUUCAGUCACAGGCCUGCUACUUGGACAGAGCUCACCCCAAAGGGACUUUGUCGUAAUGGCAACUCGGACGCCUCCUAGGGAGGAGACCCCUGCAGGAAACCCUGUGGACAAGGAGUGGGUGAGCGAGCACGCUCGACAGGUGUCUCGGAUGCUACCUGGAGGCCUCUCUGUACUGGGAGUAUUUAUCAUCACUGAUACUGAGGCAAAAGACACACUAACCACACUCCGACAGUUGGUCUUCGCGAUAGAGAGCCUGGUCUCCUCGGAGCAGCUGUGGAGCUCUGCAGAGGAUGACGUCUCAGACUGUGUCGCACUGCAUGUCAACCGCAAGACCAGGAAAACCUUCUGCAGAACCUUUGACGUCAAAGAUCCCAAGAGCACGGCCAAGCCUGCAGACUGGAGGUACCAGGCGGGGGUGUGCUCCUCCUGGAGCAUGGUGUCCUGCUGUCUACAUGUGGACAUGUUGGUGCCGCUACCAGACAACAAGACGGAUCCAGAAAACAUGGAUAAAUGUCUUAAGGAGGAGCUGAGAGGGUGGGCACAGCGGCUGGAGAGCGGAGUGUGUCUGAUGGAUGGGAGAAAGCUGGCAGAGGACGCAGAGCUCCCCGGAGGACAGGUU